UUCUACAAUUGAAGAGGGAAGACAUCUCAGUAGCCGUUGUUUUGGGUUUAAUUUAUUGCUGUUUCUUACGGUGGUUAUAAGGUUAAGUAUUUCAUGCAACCAUUGUUACAACUUUGGGCUUCUUGGAUCUUCUUCUUCUUUUGGUCUUUUCUUAGUAUCUUUGUUUCAUCUUCACUGCUUCACAUUUAUCAUUCUCAAAUUUUCUUUUAUUGAAAUGUUGAAAGGUAGGACAGCAUCUCAGAAGCAAGUGUUUGUUUGGGUAUUAUUGUAAUCAGAGAUCUCUGAAUUCUAUCUAAGUCGUAUUAGUGUUGGGAGAAGAAAGAGGAAUGUUAGUAGCUAUGAGGAAGAGAGCCAACUGCUAGCUCCCUCUUGUUUUCUUCGUUUUCUUACCAAACAAAUGUGUGUUAGGUCACGGCCUCAGGGGGUGUGGGAAAAAGAUAAAAACUAAAAGAGAUGAAACAGCUGAGCAAACCCGUCAAUACCCCCAUUGCGAAAACGAGAGAACGUAAUGGAGUUAAAGAUCCAUUCGUCGGAGCUUCACAAGAGGGUCGGCUUCGCUUCCCAUUGGCAGAGGAACAGAAACAGAGGAGGCUUAAGGAAGCAGAUCUGGAAUUCGGCCAAAAGAUGGCAUAGUCCUAGCUAAAAUUAGAUGAGUUGGGGCCCUUGGCGACCUCGGAAAGCUUGUUUUUUACAAAUUAUCCCCAGCCAGCUUCCAACAGCGGAAAGCAGUCCUUCAGAAGCUACUGUAAUCGAAGUCUCAAGCACCCAUGACGGCAAAGAUCAUGGCGUUAUAUAUCCUCACCGUUCCAAAACCCUUGACCCAAUCUGGCAUAUUAUCUUUUGAUCUGGAUUCCUUGUUCAUUGCUUUUUAUUUAUCAUUCAUAAACAAGUGUUUUUAUAGGAUUUAUUGCUUCUUUCCAUAAUUCAGUAUCAUGAAUAUAUUCUAAAAGCUUAGGGACUUUGGUUACUUCCUGUUGUUCUCUUUUUUUUUUUUUAAUAACGUUUUUCAUCUCUAUUUCAUCUAUUUUCGUGUUCAUUGCAUCAUAUUUAUCAUCCUGAAUUUUUCUUUAUUAGAGUGUUGAGAGAAAGGACAAUAUCUCAGGAGCAACUGUUUUUUGGGGUUUUAUAUUCAGGUAAGUAUCGUAAUCUAUUCUUACGUCUACUUAUGGAUCUUCACUUGUUUCUCUUAUUCUUAUGGUUUUUUUCCUUUUGAUAUCUAUUUCAUUCACUACUUCAUAUUUUUUAUCCUAAAAUUUUUCUUUAUUAGAGUGUUGAGAGGAAGGACAUCAUCUUAAGAACAAGUAUCUUUUGUCUUUAAUUUAUUGCUCAUUUUCAUAAUCAGGUACAUAUCAUGAAUCCAUUCUUAAAGCUUAGGGGCCCUGGUUUCUUCUUGUUGUUUUAUAUUCCUGCUUCAUAUUUAUCAUUCUUAAUUUUUAUUAUUAGAAUGUUGAGAGAAAGGAAGAGAUCUCAAAAGCAAAAAAAAAAAAGGGGUUUUAAAGCUCCUUCUCCCCAUAAUCAAGAAAGUGCCAUGCAUCUAUUCUUAUAGCUCUGGGAGUGUUAAGAGGAAAGACGACAACUUAGAAGCAAUUGUUUUUCGGACUUGAUUAAUUGCUCAUUCUUCCUCCUAAACGGAGUGUUGAGAGGAAAGACGACAUCUUUGAAGCAAGUGUUUUUUGGGUUUCAUUACUCAUUCAUUUAAUCAGGUGAAAAUUCAUUAAAAUGAAUUUAAUUGCUGGAAUAUUAGGCGCCGCUGGACAACCAAUAGUAGCCAUUGGCCAAUGUUUAUGGGUCCCGCUCAGACGUCAAAUUGGGUACAUAAAAAAUCUUGAAGAAAAUUUUGAGAAGCUGAAAGGAAAAGUGAUAGAGCUCUAUAUCAAAAGAGAGGAUGUAAACAGAGAGAUAAACAGAGAUACCAUAUCAAAAAUGCCAACAACUGAAUGUCAAGCUUGGCUUCAGAAGGUGGGAGACAUGGAAAAUGAAGUCAAUGCCAUGGAAACUGAGUUCCGAGAAAACAAGCGUUGUUGCAUUGGUGGAUUGUGCCCCGACAUUUUGUGGCGAAGGAAACUGUGUAAGAAAAUUGUGGAAAUGAUAGAUGACAUUGUUAAUCUCAAUCUCAAGGGGGAUUCCAUGUUUUCAGGAACAUACAUAGUGGAUGUACCACGACAGUCAGUUGAGCCAAUUCCUGCACCAACUAUACAAGGCAAUACACCAAUCAAUCGUACUGUCCAGAAGAUAUUAAGAUGCUUAAGGGAUGAUGAUAAUAAGCAGAAAAUUGGCAUAUGGGGUAUGGGUGGAGUCGGAAAAACAACUACAAUGAAGGCCAUAAACAAUUCUCCCAAAAUAUCAAGUAUGUUUGAAAUGGUUAUUUGGGUAACAGUGUCCAAAGAUGGAGAUAUAAGAAAGGUACAGAAGGAUGUUAUAGAGCGGCUGUCUUUGAAAUUUGAUGAUAAUGAGUCUGUUGGAAGAACAGCCAUGAAAAUUUUUCAAAGACUUAGUAAUAUGAAGAACUAUUUGGUGCUUCUAGAUGACUUGUGGGAAAAAAUGGAGUUGGAAGAUAUAGGAAUCCCCAACCCAAGUAGAGAAAAUGGGUGCAAAUUGAUAAUAACAACUCGGUCCAUGCGUGUAUGUGAUAAAAUGGAGAUUGAUGAAGCAAUUAAAGUUGAAGUCUUAUCUGAAGAAGAGGCGUGGAACUUGUUUCGCAAAAAGGUGGGCAAUGUUGUGGAUUCACAUGAUAUAAGAGAAAUAGCUACACAAGUUGUUCGAAAAUGUAAAGGUUUGCCACUUGCCAUUAUUGUGAUAGGAGGGGCCUUAAGGAAUAAGAAAGACCUAAGUGAAUGGAGAAAUGCAUUGAAGGAGUUGAGGUCGAAUCAGUAUGAAAUUAUUGCUGAUAUGGAAAAAUCUGUCUUUAAAUUAUUGAAGUUCAGUUACGACCAAUUAGAGAGGAACAAUAUAAAGAAGUGUUUCUUAUAUUGUGCUUUAUACCCCGAGGACUAUGAGAUUGGCGUAACAGAACUGAUACAGCAUUGGUGGGCAGAGGGUUUGAUCGAUGGUGAUUUAAGCUUGGAUGAAGCAUAUGAUAGAGGGCAUGCUAUUGUAAAUUACCUAAAAGAUGUGUCAUUGUUGGAAGGAGUUGAUCUACCAUGGAACGUGAAGAUGCAUGAUGUGAUUAGAGAUUUGGCAUUAACGAUCACAUCAUCAGAAUCAUUAUUUUCUUCCACAAUGGUGGUGCCAGAGGAUGGUAAUCAGUUCUUAGUGAGAACAAAUUAUAUGGGAUUAAUAAAGGAGCUGUCAUCAUCGAAUGAUCAGGUAGAUUGGGGACAGUUCCAAAGGAUCUCAUUGAUGCGUAGUAAAAUUCAUAAUCUACCUGAGAACCCCACAUCUCUCUUACUUGAGACGUUAUUUUUACGGGAUAAUAGAAGUUUGAGUGGAAUUCCAGAAUCAUUCUUUGAGCAUAUGCACAAUCUUCGAGUUUUGGACUUAUCAGAGACUGAUAUCAGGGAGUUACCAUCUUCUGUUUCACGAUUAGUAAACCUUGGUGGAUUAUUUCUCCUGGAUUGUCCCUAUUUGGUUACACUACCAUCCGAAAUAGGGAAUCUUAAAAAACUUCGACUCCUUCAUAUAGGAGUCAAGGGGCGUGGCAAUUUUGAGUGCUUACCUAGUGAAAUUCGGCAGCUUACGCUCCUUAGAAGUCUGGAAGUGACAUUUAAUAAAAUACCAAUUAGUGGGUUUCAAGAACUGAUGCUUCCUAAUGGGAUUAUACCAACCCUCUCUCUGCUUGAAAACUUGAGAAUAUGUAUAGGGUGCAAUCUUUCUCCAAAGUUGGUAAAAACCAUCGCCCAAGAGGUGGGCAGCUUGAAGGAGCUAACUGCAUUUGAGUUUCGGUCUGAGACAUUGGAAAGUUUUGGCUGCUGGUGGGAGAAGUUAAAUAAGCUGAAACGAUGUGUUGUAAGCGGAUGCAAUAUCUUCGAUGGAAAUCAUGAUCAUUUAAGUAGUACAUCAACUUCAACUGCUACAUGUAGUGCAGUUUUACCAAACUUGGGACACUUGACAGUGAGGGAUAUGCCAAGUAUCGGGGCCAUUUGGGAAAGCCCAAUGCCACCAGGAAGCUUCAGCCGUUUAGCAUCUUUGACCAUCCUUUAUUGUAAAAACAUGAGACAGAUUUUCACAAGGGGCAUACUCCAACAACUUUCAAACCUUGAAAAGCUUUUUGUUUCUCGAUGUCAUAACCUCCAAGUAAUAGUGAACGAAAAGGAAGAAGAAGAAGAAGGUCAUAAUGAUGAUGUUGCUUUUUUCCCAAAAUUAAAGAUUCUUUUUCUUUGUGACUUACCCCGACUAGAAAGGAUUUGGAAAACAGUAUGUUUUCCCAUGGCGCCAUUAUUAGAAAAGAUAAGAGUUCUAGAAUGUCCAAAUCUUAAGAGUCUCCCUUAUUUCAGUUUGGGGAUUCAGCAAAAUGCAUCAUCAUCUACGACUACUCUAAGGAGGAUUGAGGGCUCAGCUCAAUGGUGGGAAGCAUUGGAAUGGGAACAUGAUGAGAUCAAACAACAACUCCAACCUCUUUUACAUUUAUACUAAUUUGGAAUAUUCAUUGAACUGAAGGCAUAUGUUAUUGGAAAGAAUGGUAAUUUUUUUGGGUAUUGUAAACUAUUUUUCCUUGUGGUAGUAUUCAUCUUUUGCAAACGUUGUCUUUGUACGUUCGCAAUAUACAUUAUAUAUUUGUCUUGGGAAACGCAAAAGCCCAUUUGAUUUCACUUAAAUUA
Molecule: messenger RNA, 4757 nt
Organism: Macadamia integrifolia
Lineage: Eukaryota; Viridiplantae; Streptophyta; Magnoliopsida; Proteales; Proteaceae
Product: disease resistance protein SUMM2-like
Exons: 5
Coding region: 1720-4572 (950 amino acids)
Molecular function (GO): protein binding; ADP binding
Source: RefSeq, a predicted model, not a curated record